ACGCCCUUUCACUUGUCAGUGGGGGGAAAAGUUUGAAGGGAAGCAAAAAAAAAAAAAAAAAAAAGAAAAGAAAAUCACGGAAGAGACUAGCAGUUGUACGAGUUUGGCAAGUUGCGUGGACUCGAAGCGGGAGUCGUUGCAGCAGCUCAGAGAGAAGAAAAGGAGUUCCAAAAGUCACUUUUUGCGCAUAUUUUCACGCUCAGCCCGACGCUUUACGAGGCGAGUCAUGGAGGACGCCAUUCAGACAGUGGUCAAGGUCUUCCUGAAAUUCUGCAAAGGGAAGGAGAGUUUGGGAUCUAAAGACUUCCAGAACCUGGUCAAGAGCCAAUUCAGCAACAUCCUAUCGGACACGGACAGCAAGGAGGCUAUCCAGAACAUGGGCAAAGGCUUGGACUCAAACAAGGACGGUAAAGUGGGCUUCGAGGAGUACAUGAAGCUAGUAGGCUACUUAGCUACCUCCGUUAGCGAGCAGCGUUGCCGCGCCAACGACGGCCAGCCCGCCCAGAACGCCACCGCUGACAACGCCGCGCCGGCGAAUGCCGCGCCGGCGAACGCCGCUCCCAAAACCGAAACCAAUGAAGCCAAGCCGGAAGCAGAGGCGAAUGAAACGGAGGUGAAGCUGGAAGCCAAAAAGGAGGAUGAGAAAAAGCCUGUUGAGGUGACCUUACCCGGUAUGAAAGUGACCUCAUCGGGCGUGGAGGUGACCCCACCGAGCGUUGACGUGACUACGUCGAGCGUGGAUGUGACACCGCCUAGCGUCGAUGUGACCCCGCCUAGUGUCGAUGUGACCCCGCCUAGCGUUGAUGUGACCGCGGCAAGCGUUGAUGUGACCCCACCGAGUGUGGAGGUGACAACCUCCAGUGUGGAAGUGGUGGUGAAGGAGGAAACCCCCGUGGCGGAGGAGACGGAAAAGAUCGCCGGAGAAGCGGCUGAGAAGUUGGCCGAUGCGGCCCAGGGGGACGCCGAGAAGAAGCCUGAAGAUUCUGCUGCCUCGUAGGGGACAAUACAGUCAUCAAGCCAGCCAUCACACUAAUAGUGAUUAUAUGAAUAAUAAUAAUUACCCUGCAUCAACACUAAGAGCCACUACGAGAGCUAAAGGCUUGAAUUUAUAUCAAGAAUAUGACCACUAAACAUCUUACUAUUGAUCAUCUCCAGGUAGUAAGAUCCUACAGAGAUAACUAGCUAUUUUAAUGGCUGUCUCGUCUGUAUAGCUUAUCUUUCUAUCUACGAAUUUCCUUACUAUAUACAGUAGCUAAAUGUGAAGCUGGAAUGCUAGAUAAAUAGCUCAUUAGAUAACUUAAUUACCACUAAACUAGUGAUAAAGAGGAUCCAGAAAAAUAAACACAUCAUCUCAUUUAAAUAGCCAUCUACAGUAUCUAGCGAGCUUUUUUUCAUUCAGUAGCUAACUGUUUUACUCGCUUUAACUGGAUCUAUUUUCUUUUAGAAAUUCACAGAUAGAAUGCUAAUUAGCAUAGAACUAGAUAGCCACAACUAUUAGUUAUACUACAUAUUCAACUAGCUUGCUAUUCUACAAGUAGCAACGUAACAAGUUUUCCUAAAACUGACAGUCUGCCAAAAUGCUUAAUCCAGUUGUGAUGCCCAUUCCAUGUUUUUUUUUUUUGUUUUUUUUUUGUUUUUUUGUUUUUUUUCACCACCACUCGUCGAAUUGCUAUUACGUGUUUUCUAUUCCUGUGAAUUUUAUUUCCAGCCAUUAGAAUGCUGAGCUUUUGUACGGAGCCCCUAAGGUGACAUGGAAGAAGAAAAAUGGGGGGCAAAAAAAGUAAUAAGUUGACGCUGAGAAAAAUUAAAGUGCCUCGAAAGGGACAUUUUUUUCUGUCAAAGCAAAAAAAAAAAAAAAAAAAAAAAAAACGAAGUUGGAGCAAAAAUAUAUUAGAAUACAGCAGGGAAAAAAAUAGCAGAAUUAGGUCUUUUUAAGUGUUUUUUUUUUUUUUUUGCUUCGAUGCAAAAACAUUUUUUUUGCUUCAUGUAAAAAAAUUUUUUUUGCAUCGGAGCAAAAAAAAAAAGUUUAUCGCAGCAAAAAAAAAUUUAAAAGACCUAAUUACGCUAUUUUUUAAACGUUUGUUGUGCCACUCAAUUUCCAGGUAAACAAUGGCAACAAUUGAGCUUGUUCACCCUUCGUAGGGCGGAGCCCUUAAGGUGACAUGGAAGAAAAUGGGGGAAAAAAAAGUAAUAAGUUGACGUUGAGAAAAAUAAAAGUGCCUCGAAAGGGACAUGGAAGAUUUUUUUUUUUUUUUUUUUUUUUUUAAUUGCAUCGAAGCAAAAAAAAAAAGUUGAUUUCGCAGCAAAAAAAAAAUUUAAAGACCUAAUUACGCUAUUUUUUAAACGUUUGUUGUGCGACUCAAUUUCCAGGUAAACGAUGGCAACAAUUGAGCUUGUUCACCCUUGUGGCAGGUUAAUUGAGUUAUACUUUGAAAUAGGCCUGAAAUAUGAUGACAUAAGACGGUGGGCUCCUAGUUUUGUCAACUUUAAGAUGUAAUUGUCAAGGACGGGCCAUCUGUUGCCAAAGGAUUCCGGUAUUUUGCCCUCCCUCAGGUCACUGAGCGUCCAAGUCGUUCUUAAUGAUCUCUUCGAUUUCUAAAACUCAAUUUUUAUUUUUUAUUUUUUGCUUAGAUGUCAAAAAACAUUUUAAUUCGAUCUCUUUUUUUUUUUUUUUUUUUUUUUUUUUUUUUUUUGCUUUGACAGAAAAAAAAUCUUCCAUGUCCCUUUAGGGGCACUUUUUUUUAUUAUUUUUUUUAACGUUUUUUCUCUGUUUUUUAUUUCAUCUUCCAUGUCCCCUUUUGGGCUCGGUACUUUUGAGAUGUGUAGUUCGCUAGUGACUGAGCUACCUAUCAAUAAAACAGUGCUGAGGAGAAUAAAGUCCUAAAUUUAUGGCUCGAUAAAAUCCCUAGUAAUAUUUUAGCUUUAGCUUGCAUAGCUUUUAGCCACCUACUAGCUUUUCCAAAAUUUAUAUCCCUGUAAAUUUGAAUUUCCUAGCAUAACAUGUGAAUUUUAAUAUUCUAUUAUGUAGUAGUCUAUCUAAUAAGUAGCUGUCUUACUAUCUGACUAUUUUUAUUUGGAUAAUUUUAUCGAUAUCUCAAGCGAGCCAACUUCUAGAACAGUGAUUCUUAACCUUGCUAAAGGUACCGAACCCACCGAGUUUCAUAGGUGCAUUCACCUAAGCCUUCGGAAUUUCAUAAUAGAGGCAUUUUUUACGAAUUCAAAACCUAGUAAGCCAACACCUAAGUGAAGUUCUGUUCAAAUUUCUUCCAGAUUUCAAGUUUACGACAAAUAAUUUUGCCUUUUGCUGUAGAUUUUUACGUUGGUAAAUGAAAUGAAACUGUUCACACUGUUCCUUUUUAUGUUUUCAUGUCUACAUUGUCAUUAUAUUGUCACAUUCUUCCAUCACAUACUAGUUUCAUAACGUAAAAUGACACAAUUUUUUGAUUACGCAGUUCAUAGUCUGUAAGUCCUCGUACAAAGUGCCAGUCAACCUUCCACUUAGGAAACCGAUGUCUCCUCCCUUUAGACAGAGGGCUAGCAGUUGAAAGAAAUGGAACAAAGCCUGUAAAUUGAGGGCAAGCCAGUCCACAACCUGCUCUAAAAUGCCACUUUGCCUCAGUGUAAAAAGUAGAGCUUUGCGUUUCUCAACCUUCACGGAACCCCUGAGGCUUGUCACAUCCAGUUAUGAACCACUGUUCUAGAAUAAUAGAAUUCACUACGACAAAGCUAGCAAGUAGGCUAAAUAGUAGGCCAGCUAGCAACCAGAGUAUAUGAUUUUAAAAAAAAUAUGACCACAAUGAAACUUAUGACUAUGAAAUAUAAACCUUUGUAGUGUCAAAUGCACUUAUAUGACACCAUGUUGUACAACUUUGCCAGUAAAGUGGCCUAGCUUAACGACAUACCACCGCGAGCAUGUGCAUGCCACUAAUAAAGCACAUUUACCUAGUGUCAUGUGAAAAUACGCUAGCGUUUACACCCUUACUACUUUAAAGGGAAUAGAUUUCUUAUAUAUCGUGACAUCUCUAAUGCAUUGACUUGUAUUGUUUCUUGAGGUUGACUCAUAAGGGGAACUAAACCUAUAAUGUCAAAAGUUGUAAUUUAAAUGUGCCUAGCCACAUCUAACGCUAAUUAACAAGUAUUUGUUCUUAAAAUAAUAAUAAAGGCAAUUUUUUCCCAAAUUAACAUGAGGUGUUGAUUUUAAUCAACCUGGCACUCCAUAAAAAAUUAAUUAUUCAGGUAAAUUUUUCCACAAACGCAUCAUUUGACUUUUCCUGGCAAAUUCACGAAUUGGGUUUAGUUCCCCUUUCAUUCAUUUAAUGCUAAUUAAUUUUCCCACUUUUUGUCACUUACAAAUGGAUUUUUAAAAAAUUGUGUGCCGAUAAUAAACAAAUUGUGUUACCACUAAUCAAACUUUGCAUCCCUCCUUAUUUCCUCCUCUUUCUACUUCUUCCUCUUCAUCUUUUUAUAUCCACACUCCACCUAGAAGUGACAUUAAACCCCCCACAGCCACAAUUAGACAGAGAUCAGGUGCCGAUAAAUAAUUAAGACGCAAGGAGGAAUCCAAAACGAUCCUCACCAGGUACAAGAUGGGGGAAGGUGGAAAUACUCACAAAUUGAAAGAGUGAGGGUGACUCCUACCCAGAUUGCAAGGGCGUAGGUUUGCAUAGGGGUUGUAGGGACAUAACUCUACCAAGGACGCUCAAAUUGUCCCCACCAACUUUUAAACAACAUUAUUUGUGUGCCAGUCCAUUUUUCCCCCUCAAACACAUAUUGAUUGGCUGAUGACCACUGUAAUGUAAAAAGAUGUUGUGGAGGUGGGGAACACACCACUAAAUUUGAUACUAAGAGUCUGACCUGCAUCAGUUAGCAUAGUAUUCAAUUUAUCCCUUUUCACUUGCUGAAUGUGCCGGUCCAUUUUGUCCCCUCGAAUGCACAUUUGAUUGGCCAAUGACUUGACCUCCCACCCUUCCUGCCACACAAGCACAAUUACACAGCGCCGACAGAUUCAUGUCGACAACAUGCCUCCUCUGCCCCUUUCGGAGAGGAGGGAUAUUAGAAGUUUUUUCAGCCACGGUAACUAAUGUAAAAAGACGUCAAAGUUGUGGAGGUGGGGGUAACACCACUCAUUUAUCUACAGAAAGUCCGACCUUCAUCAGAGUUAGCAUUAACAUUAAACUGUGUGAACUUGCUAACCUGCAAAACUAUUGCGUUCAGGCCAGCCUCCACAAGGAACAACAAAAUUUAAGAUAGCCAUCCCUCAUUUGGAUCUUUAUUUGCAUUAAGUGCUUUAUGGUAAUGCAAUGCAUUGGCUUCAGAGUGCAAGUCCCUGUUAUUAAAGAAAAAAAAAAUGGGGAACUAUCCAAGAAUGAAUCCACUUCGGGGGACACUGACAUAAACAUGAACUGACAUGAAAAAAAAAUCUGUGAAAUGACAUAACACAUCAGAAUUUCAUGAGACUAAUUUGGUACUUUGGAGUCUGGUUUGCCUCAGAUUUACUGUAAUUUUUGCACUAUACUGCGCACCAGACUAUAAGCCGCCACCCACCAAAUAUGACACAAAAACAGCAUUUGUUCAUAGAUAAACCGCACUGGACUAUAAGCCGCAGCUCUCCUCACUGUAUUAUGGGAUAUUUACACCAAAAGAUAUCAUCCGGUACCACUUUAUUUGACAGCAGCAUCAUAAGACCAAAUGAACCACCAUUUAUUGCUUCAAGAAGCUUCAUUUGACCAUCCCUGUUCUCUUGGGGGUGACAAUCAACCUCUGCUGCCACCUGCUGUCCAUUCUGUUGUCAUCCAACAUGCCCCCUAGCAUGCAUUGCAGCGCUAAAAAUGUAAAUAAUAUAAUAUAAUAUAAAGUGAGACCUAUUAACCCAAAUAAAUAAGCCGCACUCGACUAUAAGCUGCAGGAUUUAAAAUGAGAGGGAAAUGUAGCGGCUUGUAGUGCAAAAAAAUUACGGUAGAUCGGUCCUUUGAUAUCUCAGAUUGCUUUUUUCAUAUUUUUUUCCCCAAAUUUACUUUUAUAUUGCAAUACUUUGAGUCCAGGGGUGCUCAAGUGUCCACCAGAAGUGGAUCCAUUGUUGGAUAGCUCCCCGUUUUUUUAAUAAAGGGACUUGCACUUGACAGCAUUUCUUUAGUAGUUUUUGAAAACAAAGGUUUGUAUUGUACGUUGUAUCACCUGAACCAAUACACUUGAAAGUUAGUACAACUUAAUUCAGAUUUAUUUUGCAGUGAUUAUUUAGCCUAUAUUCGUUAGAAAUGUAGCCCUGACCCCCGUUCAAUAAUCUGUUUGGUCUUAUUAAUAUCCCGUUCCCAGCAAAAAGUGUACAUGCAUGUUAUGCUGUUAAAUCAUUCCUACCAAUGUUGAGACCAAACCUACGCCCUUGCCAGAUUGGGAUGUUGUUUAAGGAUACUAAAAUAUCAAAGAAAAGCAUUUUUGUAAUCUAAUCCAAGAGUGGAAAUGUAGUAUAAUUCAAAUUUAAAUUAAAGUAAAAAUGUCGAACCAUAUUUACCUUUCUCUACAGUCAACAAUAUCAUAAAAUCUCUUCCGUAUGCAGCAUUUAAUCACAACAUUUUGUGUAAAAUUCCAUUGCAGAGUUGUUUGAAAAACAUUCCUCCCAAUCCAGCCUGUUGUUUUUUGUUUGCGGCCCUCAUUUAGUCUAAAGGCCCCGUUUGACCUGCCAUCGGAUCUCCACCCUGACCGGGUUAGACAACACACACCCUUGGGAUACACACACAAUUUCCUGAAAGCCAUCUUGUCUGUCUAGCACGCCGACCCUGUGAAAAAAUAUCCGCCUAAUAUCAUGAUUCUGUGAUGCGUUUGUAUGUAAAGCUUCCCUCCUCCGCCUGUUUGUUAAUUACGAUUUAAUGCUUUGUAAAUUGUCACGUCGUCAAUAAUGCAAGCCCAGGGAAAAAGGGCUCCUGUUGCACAUACUGCAAGGCCUUAACGCCACUACCAGUAACAUAACCACUACUACGUGCACAAUGCAAAGUGCUUGGCAAAUAAAAGUCAUGUGCUCCUGGCACGCCCAUUGUAAAUAUCAUGCACUCUAUUCAGCCUUUAUACUAUCUUUUUAUAACUAUAUAACACAUCGGCUAACAUAUUGGGCAUAUGGGGCUUGUUUUUAUAUAAACAUAUUAACCUGAGUACAGUGAAUCCACAUUUAUUCUGACUUUAAUCGACAAUUUAGUGAGGAUUCACAGCACUCUUUUUAAGGUACUUCCUGUAACUAAUAGCAACAUAUAAGUCUUAAGCUUCUUGUGUACAUAAGGCAUGAAUGUGUGUAUUAUUGAGACGUUCUUAACACACUUUAAAUGUGAUCGUUUGUCCAUUGUAGGGGGAAAAAAGGGAAAACUUGACUGGUGUACUGACAGUGAACUUCAUACCUCAGCUUGGAAACAUCUCAUUUAGUCUUUUGUAAUUUGCUUUUUCGUGAGCCGCGCCCAAAAGCGCUAACACUAUGCAGAUGCCAAAAAACACGCCGGAGAGGAAAAAGCAGUAGGGAGUGUUUGCAAACAUGUCCCCACUCAAGAUGGAAAUGAUGAUAAGAGUCCUAGAGAGAUACUGUGCUGUCCUGUUAAGUGCCUUCUAAGUGUGUGUAUGUAUGUGUUAAGCAUCUACUGUCCUUUGCAUCACUAUGUAAGCAAUCCAUCAAUUUUUAUUAUGUAAAAGCUGUAUCAUUUUAACGCUUAAUAAAUGUGUUAUCGCUGAUCAUGAAUAAUAAAACUGUGACAACCUAGCCCAAUCA
Molecule: messenger RNA, 7744 nt
Organism: Corythoichthys intestinalis (scribbled pipefish)
Lineage: Eukaryota; Metazoa; Chordata; Actinopteri; Syngnathiformes; Syngnathidae
Gene: s100u
Product: S100 calcium binding protein U
Exons: 3
Coding region: 227-997 (256 amino acids)
Cellular component (GO): perinuclear region of cytoplasm
Molecular function (GO): calcium-dependent protein binding; calcium ion binding
Source: RefSeq, a predicted model, not a curated record